AUGGAGAAGGAUCUAAAAGAGGAACUAAACAGGAGGCAAAGAGCAGCGGCCGCCUUCGGGUCUUUAAAGGAAGCCCCAGACCAGCUGACGGAUCCAGAGCUCCGAGCUCACCUUGCAACCGAUGUGCUCAACAUCUCAUCAAUUUCUCGUCUUCGCGAUCCAGCGGAAUACGUCUCUAACGCAAAGCAUCGAUGGGCUGAUCAUAUGAUGAGAAGAACAGACGAUAAAUGGACACUAACAACUCUGGAAUGGAUUCCUCGCGAAGCAAAACUUUCUCGAGGUAGGCCACCGACCAAAUGGACUGACGUGUUUGUUACACGGAUGGACCAGCUAAAUUCUCAGCUGGUAACGAGUAAGGGACUGGACCUCGCGAACGUCGCGGCCGCAGUUUAA
This is a messenger RNA of Strongylus vulgaris, 393 nucleotides long. The record is from the annotation of a GenBank genome assembly. NCBI's taxonomy places the organism in Eukaryota, Metazoa, Nematoda, Chromadorea, Rhabditida, Strongylidae.